AUGUCUGUCAAGGUUCUCACAUCUCUUCUGGCCACGCUGGGCGUGGCCUCCGCACACACCAUCAUGCAGGCCAUCAGUGUGAACGACAAAUCUUACCCGCAAGGCGCCGGCAUCUACAUGCCCGCAGACAACCAUUUCAUCGACGAUGUCAAUUCCGACUCCCUGGCCUGUAAUGGAGCACCGGUGACUGGCUUCGCCUCGUCCUCUGAAGUCAUCCCGGUCAAGGCAGGCGACACCGUGACGGGAGCAUGGAAACACGACCUGACGGCCACGGGCGCGGACGAGUACACGGACAACAUAGCCAUCGACUCCCCUCACAAGGGCCCUGUGAUGGCCUACAUGAAGAAGGUCUCCGACGCCGCAGAGAGUCCAUCGAACGCUCCUGGCGACGGCUGGUUCAAAGUGGCAGAAGAAGGCCUGAACGGCGAGACUUGGGGUGUCGAUACCCUCAUCGACGCUGGUGGGCUCCAGAGCGUCAAGAUCCCGACUUGCGUCGAGGACGGUGACUACCUGCUCCGUUUCGAGAUCAUCGCACUGCAUAACGCCUCCCUUCCCAGCAGCGCACAAUUUUACAUGGAAUGUGCCCAGCUGAGCGUGUCCGGGGGAGCAUCGACCUCCCCCGAAACCUACUCGAUUCCAGGCAUCUACUCUGCCAAUGACCCUGGCCUCUUUAUCGACAUUUACAACAGCGAGGGCCAGCCAUACCCAGAUGGCGGCUACACUAUCCCUGGUCCUGACGUCUUCACUUGCGACGAUGCUGCUGCCUCUGGCGAAAAGACCACCAUCUCUGCCGAGACGGGCACAACGAUGGCACCCAGCACUGCGUCCAGCGUUGUCGUCUCACCCAUCAUUACCGAUGAUUCCGACAGCACCGGCACCACAAAGAUCAGCCCGCCGCAGCCCACCCCUCCUGCCGAUGAAACCUCCUCGCCAGCUUCUUCCGAGUCACCCACUACCGCAGCUUCCGGCGCGACAGAAGUCAGUACCGUCACCAGCACUGCGGCCGCGACAACCGUAAAGCCCACGCGUCGCCCUCGUCCUACGCGACACCCUCGCCCGACGCGAACCCACGGCGAGAAGCCAGUACACCCGACGACUUUCAGAACCAUGAUGCACCCUCAGCCAUCGCCGGUUGGAGGGGAGGAGCCCGGCUGCGAUGUUGAGUACGUUUAG
Saxophila tyrrhenica is the source of this 1173-nucleotide messenger RNA. RefSeq lists its product as uncharacterized. The coding region runs from base 1 to 1173 and encodes 390 amino acids. NCBI's taxonomy places the organism in Eukaryota, Fungi, Ascomycota, Dothideomycetes, Mycosphaerellales, Extremaceae. The record is from RefSeq and is a predicted model, not a curated record. The transcript has 4 exons.